Rana temporaria (common frog) is the source of this 4742-nucleotide messenger RNA. It is a transcript of the gene ZNF618, whose product is annotated as zinc finger protein 618. Gene Ontology annotation, molecular function: protein dimerization activity. The transcript is spliced from 16 exons. NCBI's taxonomy places the organism in Eukaryota, Metazoa, Chordata, Amphibia, Anura, Ranidae. The record is from RefSeq and is a predicted model, not a curated record. Bases 178 to 2970 code for a protein of 930 amino acids.
CCCUCCAGCCGAUCCGCUCAACUCUCCCGGGCCGAGGCUGCCAGGGAGCCGGGGACUCAUCGCAUCCAGCCGGCCAGCCGAGCCGCCCCUUCACCGGUGACCCCCCCACCAAGGAGAGUGCGGUGGGAGGACUGGCGAGAGCUCUCAAAGGCUGACUUGCUCCAAAGACUCUGGACAAUGACUACAAACGAUGUGAUGGUAAAAAAGGAAAAAUGCGAGGAGGAGGUCCAAAAUGUGGCAUGGGAGGAGAAGACCAAGAUACCUGUCGUCAUAAACCAAAUUGGUGAUGGCCCUGAGGAGGUGCCCGCCGAGAUCUGUGUUGUAAUCGGUGAGAAUCGGAUACAGCAGAAUGUUGGGGAAAACUCUCCUGACAUACCGCCAGCCGCCAUGAACAGGGAGGCCUCUUGGAGUGGCGGCGCUCGGCCACGCAACAUCUCCCCACGAAUCAGCACAUCGUCUCCAGGGUCCUAUGAAUGUGGAAUCUGUCGAAAGAAAUACAAAUAUUAUAACUGUUUCCAGACUCAUGUCCGUGCACAUAUAGAUAACGAAGCCGCAUCGGUUGAGGGAGCCUCACAAGGCAACAAUUUUCGCUACACGUGUGACAUCUGUGGCAAAAAGUACAAAUAUUACAGCUGUUUUCAAGAGCACAGGGACUUGCAUGCAGUGGACGACACCUAUAUCCAUAUGAUGGUUAUAUCAGGCGACGGAAAAGAAGAGGACCUUGAACCAUUUAUCAAACUUGGUCCAAAAACCGGUAAUUAUAUGUGUGAAUUCUGCGGCAAGCAGUACAAAUAUUACACUCCAUACCAGGAACAUGUAGCACUGCACACUCCUCUCAAAAGUGCAUUUACCCAAGACAUAGAAGCGAAGCAACCCAACAAUUAUGAGGAAGCAAACAGCAAUUCCCAGCAUUCCAGUGCUGGCUCAAGUCGAACACGUGCAGGGAUGUCCGAUAUGGCCGGAGGAGCAGGAAGCGGAGGAGGAGCCAGUUGGAAGAAGGAAUCUCCUAGCCCCAUGAUUUCAAGCCCAUUUCCGGUCAUGCAAGGCAAGGGAUGGAAGAAAAAAAUAAAAAGAAAAGAGGAAAACAACAAACUGGUUAAAGAGGAGAAGAGUGGAAAAACAGAAGAGCCGUACACAUGUGGGGCUUGCGGGAUUCAGUUCCAGUUUUACAACAACCUCCUGGAGCACAUGCAGUCACAUGCCGCUGACGAAAACAGUAUCGCAACCAACCAGUCCAGGUCACUGCCGCCACCACCAGAGGAAAAUUGGAAGACUCAACCCCAAAGAAACAACGCAAACAACAGUAUGUCUCAAGUUCUUGAAGAACAAGGGGAGGCAGUUCUCUCAAAGACUAUAAUCUGUGAUGUGCUAAGCUCAGGCUGCCUGCCCACCACCAUGCAGGGAAAUACAGACAAAAGGAAUCAAAAACCAACAACAACAACAACACCAACACCUCCUGUUACUACGCCUGUAGCACCUAUCAAUAAUUCACUCCCUGAAAAGGAGCGUCAGCAUAUUGCUGAGCGGCUUCUGAGAGUAAUGUGUGCUGACCUUGGAGCCUUGAGCGUUCUCAAUGGGAAAGACUUCUUCAAGCUGGCACAAACACUCGUUGACACUGGAGCUCGCUACGGAACAUUUUCUGUAAAUGAAAUCCUGGGAAAUAUGAACAACCUGGCCAUGAAACAUUUGCCACGAAUGUACAACCAAGUGAAAGUAAAAGUGACCUGUGCUCUAGGGGGAAACAUCUGCUUAGGGAUUGGGGUGACUUGCCACUCACAGAGCAUUGGUUCCGACUCUUGCUAUGUGCUCACUGCAUAUCAAGCAGAAGGGCAUCAGAUAAAACGUUAUGUCUUGGGAAUUAAAGACAUUGAAGGUAAAGACAGUGGGGAGUUUAUUCACCAGUGGGUACAAAAUGUACUCUCUGAGUUUGUCAUGUCAGAAAUCAGGACUGUUUAUGUCACUGACUGCAAAGUGAAUUCUUCGGCUUUCUCCAAGGUUGGCACUUGCCUACGUUGCUCUGCGUGUUCUUUAAACUCUGUGGUACAAAGUGUGUUGAACAAACGCACCUUACAGGCCCGUAAUAUGCAUGAGGUCAUAGAGCUUUUGAACGUCACAGAAGAGCUGGCUGGAGCUGCUGGUAUAGUUAAAGAGACAUUUGGCUCCCUUGAGGAAAGCUCCCCCCCUCCAUGUUGGAAUUCUGUGACGGACUCCCUUUUGCUCGUACAUGAACGGUAUGAGCAGAUCUGUGAAUUUUACAGCCGGGCAAAAAAGUUGAACAUUAUCCAAAACCUGAACAAGCAUCUACUGAGCAAUUUAGCCGCCAUACUUUCCCCUGUGAAACAAGCUGUCAUUGACCUUAGUAAUGAGCGAAAGCCAACCCUACAGCUUGUGCUGCCUACCUAUGUUAGGUUGGAGAAGCUCUUCACCUCAAAAGCAAAUGACGCAGGGAUCAUUAGCAAACUGUGCCACCUCUUUCUCGAAGCUUUGAAGGAGAACUUCAAGGUUGAGUCUGCACACAAAGUUGCCAUGAUUCUGGACCCUCAACAGAAACUGCGGCCUGUGCCGCCAUACCAACACGAGGAAAUCAUUACUAAAGUCUGUGAAUUAAUUAACGAGGUCAGGGAUGGAGUAGAAGAGUCAGAGUUUGUGGUACCUCCUAAAAAAGCUAGACAAUCUUCAGAGUCAACCAAAGUUCAGGAUGAUGACCGAAUGGGGAAGAAUGAAGUCUAUGACUAUUUGCAGGAGCCUCUUUUUCAAGUGACCCCUGACCUUUUCCAUUUUUGGUCAUCUGUAACCCAAAAACACACAAGACUUUCCAAGCUCGCCUUCUGGUUAUUGGCUGUUCCAGCUGUUGGGGCACGAAGCGAGUGCGUAAAUAUGUGUGAACAGACCAUGCUUAUUAAAAGACGGAGACUCCUUAGCCCAGAAGACAUAAAUAAAGUUAUGUUCCUUAAAUCUAAUAUGCUUUAAAACAUAUUAUUGGGAUAAAAAAAACAUAUGUUAAACAAAACACUGUUCCAAAAUAUAAAAAGUGGAUGACUAAGGAACUCACGUUAAAACACUGUGGACCUCAAAAAAAUGAAACGCUAGGAACCAAGUGCUUUUUGUGUUUGUUUUUUUAAUAUAUAUACUAUAAAGAGACAGAACAAGGAAUGUUUUUGGACAAUUGGUGAACGUGUUAAGAGGUAAAACAAUGAUGACCUUUCUAAAAGCUACAGGCAGCUGACUUCCAAAGUCACUUGAAAUUUAUUUCUACACAAAUGACUUUUUCUCUACAUCCAAUAAGUAUUUAUUUCAGGGUAUUGGCAGGACCUUUAGCUAGCUUGGUAAGACAUUUAAAACAUCAACACAUUUUAUUGGGGGGAAAAAAGUUUAAGGGAGGCUGGUUGGCUCAAGUUAACAGUUUAGGAUUUAAAUACAGUGUUUUAUCUGCAGUUAUUUUUUUACAUUUAUCUCUGAUCCCAUUUAUUGUUGUUUUGAAGAAUCUUUUAGGACUACACUUAGUAUAAAGUCUGAUGGGAAAUGAUUAUACUGUUUUUAUUUUUUAUAAUAGAUGGUUCAUUCUGUAGACUACUGUAUGUUAGUUAACUCAACUGUCCUAACUCAUUUUAUUGGUUUGGUGUUAAAAUUUGUUUUUAUCUGAAGCACAUAAAUGUUUUUGUUGUUGCUAAUUUAUGAAUGGAAAAGAUCGUAACCAUUGAGAAAUACAGGCAGUGACCACGAAUGUACACGCAGCUUCUGGCACAAUAUGAUGUCUUUCAUCGUAUCUGUAGCGCGACUGGUUUUGCAGCACAGUGAGCCAUGCACACUUAGGUGGGGCCUUGGUGUCCUCUGAUGUUUGGAGGUUAGGGUUUUUUUUAACAAUUAAUUUAUAAUACAGUCUGCUUGAGAGGUUUGUUUUUAAAGUAGAAACCUGUUUUUUGUCAACCCAUGUCCCAGUUUACUUAAGUUUACCUUGUGUAUGAAUAUGUUUUCAUAUAUAAACAGGUUGGAGGCACUAAUAAUAAAAGCUAGUUAUACAUUUUUGUCCCCAAAAUUUCUUUAAUGCUAAAAAGGGAUUUUGACAUAAUUUCAGUUUUUAACUCCUAGAGCAUUUUGACAAAUACACAUUAUUGUAACUUUGCCUGCAAGUAAUUGUGGACCAUACCUUCCACAUACUUGCUCUUCUAUAUUUAUGUAGUUGAACAGUAAAAGACAAGCACUGUCUAAGGAAGCACAGCCUGCAUAUUUAUUGUACAAACAUGGCUGCCCCCAUGUACAUAUCUAUUUUUAAAUUAAACAUAGAAGCAAGUUUUGAUUUAAACAUUAGAACAUUGUCAAGAGAUUAUAUACUGGUCAUAUGCACAUGUUUUUUUUUAGCUAAAAACCUUAUAAGAUUUUAUGUAAUGCUUUACAAAAUCACACUUUAAAGAACAUUUGCCAGCCAUGUUGUGACAGAGCUAAUAAUCAUGAGUAUGCAUUUGCUUUGAGGAGCGACUGUCAUCAGAACUUAAGCCAAGAAGGAACCCAGUGAAGUCCUUGGUUGUUGGUGAAGUGAUAGCUGUUAAGUCUCAAAGCUUGGUGUAGACCACAAUCAGUGGUCUGUGCUUGUAGACAAGUGGUUCUUUAGCCAACAAAUUUGGGUCACGGUGUACAGAUGCUGGAGUUUUUUUUUUAGUCUUUGGCCUAGCUUGAUAAACUUCUGUAUUUUGCAGUACUUUGAGAUCUGUCUCACUGAAUUUAAAUGAGCUAUUUUUAAAUAA